This is a messenger RNA of Dermatophagoides pteronyssinus (European house dust mite), 1669 nucleotides long. RefSeq lists its product as uncharacterized. Gene Ontology annotation, molecular function: sequence-specific double-stranded DNA binding. Gene Ontology annotation, biological process: regulation of transcription by RNA polymerase II. NCBI's taxonomy places the organism in Eukaryota, Metazoa, Arthropoda, Arachnida, Sarcoptiformes, Pyroglyphidae. Gene Ontology annotation, cellular component: nucleus. The record is from RefSeq and is a predicted model, not a curated record.
UUUUUAUUAUAAAAAAAAACAUGGAUAAAAAUAUUUCGAUAAAAGUCGAAGAUCUUAACAAUCAAAAUGAAGAAUGUAUUGAAGAAAAUAUUAUCAUGAAUGAAAAUGCUGAAGAAAUUUUAGCCAUCAAUAAUAAUUCCAAUAUACAAUUGGAAUUUAUUAAUGUUAAAAACAUAAGUCAAGAUGGUGUAGAAUUUUUGAAAGAUUCAGAAAAUCUUGUCAUCGAAAAUGAAAAUCUAAAAAAAGAAUUGACUUCAACUCAGGAAAAGUUUGCCAUUUUGCAAUCACAAGUACAACAUCAAGCUAAACUGAUUGAAUUAUUAUUACGACUUGAUAUGGUAAAAGCCGUCGAAGAACCUGAUAAACGAGAGAUGGAUGAUCUGCAACGAAAAAUACAAUUAUGUUUCAAUCUAAUUGAUGAAUGUAAUAUAAAAUUUAGCGAACUAUCCAAUGAACGACGAAGAGUGUUGAUUGUCAGCGAUAACGAACCAGCUCCUUCAAAAGUCGAAAAACGAGCUGCUAUUUGGAAUCAUUUCACCGUAUUGGCCGAUACUGAUGGAGAAAAAAGUGUUGAAUGUAAUUAUUGUGGAAAAUGUUUCGCAUAUCGUAACAUGAAUGCAAGCAAAUGCCGGGAACACAUUAAUGAAAAAUGUGAUAAAGCACCGGAUGAAAUCAAAAGCUCAAAACCUCGUCGUUAUAAUUCGCCACCAACUGGUUCGAAAUAUACUGUUUGGAAUUAUUUCAUCAAUUCUGAGAAAGAUGGUAAAAUUUCCAUCAAUUGCAUAUUUUGUGGUAUUGAAUAUUCAUCGAAAAAUGCCACUAAAUGUCGAGAACAUUUGGCGUUCAAAUGUCGUAAGAUAGACGAAGAGGUACGAAUCGAAAUGCGUUCAACAUUCAGUCAGGAUUAUAUUGAUUCUUACAACAAACAAAAACGUUCUACAAUAUGGGAACAUUUUUGCAUCAUCAACGAUGAUGAUAAAACUGUCAUACAAUGUAUCUAUUGUUGUAUGAAUUAUGCUAACAAAAAUGCCACCAAAUGCCGUGAACAUCUUCUUGAAAGAUGUGAUAAAAUACCGUUAAGUAUAAGACACAAAAUCAACAAUUCCUUCUAUGAAUCUCCAUUGAAAACUUGGACCCAAAUCAAAAUACCAAUCUGGAAGCAUUUUUCGUUGGUCUCACAUCAAGAUCGCCGACAAUACCAAUGCAAUUAUUGCAAAAAAAUUUAUUCUUCCAAAAAUGUCACUAAAUUUCGAUUACAUCUUCUUUAUAAAUGUGAACAAAUACCGGACGAUGUCAAGUCUUAUAUAACUAUGGAGAUGACACGAUCAUCACUUAAAUCGUGUACCAAUAAUGAAGAUGGCGAUUAUUAUGAAGAUGAAUCCCAUCAUUUUCUUAAAGAAGAAGAUGAUGAUGAUGACGAAGAAGAGGAUGAAGAUGAUGAAGAUUAUCCAACAGGAUUAUGUACCAUUGCCACAGAGCAAUCUCAAAACAAUAUUAACGAUAUUGAUGACAACAAUGAACAUCAUUCCAAUAAUUCUGAACAUGAUAAUGACAAUGAUUAUGAUGAUAAUGAUGGGAAAGAAGGAAUAGCAAAUCAUACAAGAUCUUCUCGAUUCAAACGAAGAAAAAUGAAUUGAUUGUAAUAUUUUUUUAUUAUUAAAAAAUUUCG